Molecule: messenger RNA, 708 nt
Organism: Amphimedon queenslandica
Lineage: Eukaryota; Metazoa; Porifera; Demospongiae; Haplosclerida; Niphatidae
Product: transcription factor E2F8-like
Exons: 6
Biological process (GO): regulation of transcription by RNA polymerase II
Cellular component (GO): RNA polymerase II transcription regulator complex
Molecular function (GO): DNA-binding transcription factor activity, RNA polymerase II-specific; RNA polymerase II cis-regulatory region sequence-specific DNA binding
Source: RefSeq, a predicted model, not a curated record
UUAGGUUUCUUCAGGUAGCCGAGGACGAGAUAGGCCCUGGUAAGGAGUUCAGUCUUGAGAUGAUUGCUAAUUCCCUUGGAAUCAAUCGUCGUCGCAUCUACGAUAUAAUUAAUGUAAUGGAAGCGCUCGAAAUGAUUUCAAAACAAUCCAAGAACUGGUACCAGUGGCAUGGGCAGAGCAACCUUGUUGCUACACUAGCUAAGCUAAAAGCUAUGGCAGUUGAUGAUCCUGACAUUCAGCCAUAUCUUGACGUUGAUUUUGAUGCUGUGAAGAGCAGCAACAAAGAGAAUGAGAACGGCAAUGAAGAUUCAUCUUCCUCUGCCAAGGGUUCUGUGAAGCUUGUCCUUGAGGAGGAGGAUGAAGAUGAUGAUUCUGAUGUCCCUGCUGCGGCCAGGUCUGUGCGAUACGAUAAAUCACUCGGAGUUUUGUGUCAGAAAUUUGUUAUGCUGUUUCUCAUAUCAGCUUGUACUGAGAUUACGCUGGAGGAUGCUGGUAAGAUAUUGGUACCAGAUUAUCAUGAUGACACACUGUAUAUGGCAUUGAACCCUCCAGUCAAUCCUAAAACUAAAGUCAGACGUCUGUAUGACAUUGCCAACAUUCUGUCAAGUAUUGGUCUAAUUAAGAAGAAAGUGUUUGUGGGGCCACAUCACAUAAAGAAGCCAGGCUAUGCCUGGUCUGGCCCUAGUCUAGCUGACAUUGAAGCUAUCU